AUGAAGUCUGCAGUAGCUCUCCUAGUCCUUGUGGCAGUUGCAUCGGCCUCCAGAACCGUACCAACAACAGAAGUUCAAGCUGGUAACUUAUUCCAAGUAACUCAACAUGUUCAAGACCAAUUCCACCACGCUCAACAAUUGGGCUACAAUGGAGCUCAGGUAGCCAAUUUCUUGUUGAAACAAGGCUACCCCAGAACUGUUGUCAACUAUUUGGUGCAACAAUAUGAAGCCGGUUUGGAUCAACCUUUCCUUCAAUCAUCCGAACAUUUGUUCCAACAACAAGGAGUUCAACAACAAGGGCAAGGAGUAAGUUACUUCAAUGUUCAAUACUCUCACGUACAACUUCAAAGAGUACUACAAUACGUUCAAACUGCAUUGAAAUUCUUCGUAAACCAACAAGUUUCAAACCAGUACGUUUUCCAACAAUUGCAACAAGUGGUUCAACACAUCCAACAAAUCCAAUCAGUACAAAGCUUGACUGAAUCUCAAGUUGCAGUAGUUUACCAAAUCUUGAACAACUUGCACCAGUUUGUUAUGCAACAAGGUGAACAAUUGCCCCAACUCUUUGUGCAACAAAUUGAAUCAGCUUAUCUUGCUGCCCAACAAGCUUACCAAAUCUUCAACCACCAAGAAUCCCAAGUUGUCAGCUCUUUGUACUACCAGCAAUUGCUUCAACAAAUCAGAAGCAUCCAACAAUACCUCCAUGCUCAAACCGUUACUCCUCAACUUGGCUUCAUUAGCUUACAAUUGAACCAAGCUUACCAAAUUUACUUCAACGCUCAAUUAAUGUCCCAAAAAGCUCACUUCAUGCAACCACUUAAUUUGAUUGUUGUACGUCAACUUAACAAAGCUUACCAAAGCUUGAACACUGCUUACUUGCUUGCCCAACAAAACGGAUUACCAAUCGUUGGACAAUUGCAAAACGCUUUGGCUGUAGCUCAAAGGCUUCAAUUGAACGGAUCCUCCCAAUACAAUGGUAUUAGCCAAUCUCAAGUUGGUGUUUCCCAAGCUCAUCAAUACGGCGUAGAAUUAGUACAUUACGUCGAACAACAAGUAGCCCAAGGUGUCUUGAGCCAAGUACAUGCCAGCUACAUUUUGCAACAAUUGCAACAAAUCCAAUACGCCGUCAGCCAAGCUCAAGUACAACAAUACUUGCAAAACGUUCACCAAUACGUCCAACAACAAAUAGAUAUUUCACCAGUUGUUGUACAACACAUCAGCCAACAAAUCCAAUUGGUUUUGCAAAGUAUGACUACUGGACAAUUCCAAGGGCAAAACUACGUGCAAACUUUGGUUCAAAGAUACUUCAACGGACCUCAACAAUACAGCGCUGUUCAACAAAGACAAUUCAACAACGGAGUUCAACAAGGACAAUUGAACAUCCCUCGCCAAUUCAACGUAGUUGAACAAGGACAAUUGAACACUCCUUACCAAUACAACGGAGUUCAAACACCUUACCAACACCAAUGGGGAUUCAACCAAGCUCAACAACAGCAAUGGUACACUCCUUCCCAAGGAAUGCUUCCAUUAGCUUACCAACACCAAUACAUGCCUUUCCAGCAUUCUACUGUUGCUUACUAAGUAGAUGGACUGUUCAAUGAUCACAAUGACUGUCAAAAACAACUACGGACAUAAAAAAAAUUUCAUUGUUAAUGUUGUUAUUUAUUGAUUUAAUUAAAAAAAAAAUUGUUUGAAUAUA
Ceutorhynchus assimilis (cabbage seed weevil) is the source of this 1699-nucleotide messenger RNA. The record is from the annotation of a GenBank genome assembly. Lineage: Eukaryota; Metazoa; Arthropoda; Insecta; Coleoptera; Curculionidae.